AUGAGCUCAAAGAAGUGUGCUCGUGAAGAAUGCGGGAAGACAGUCUACCCCUUAGAAGAACUCAAAUGUCUAGACAAGGUAUGGCAUAAGCAGUGUUUCAAGUGCACUGUAUGUGGUAUGACGCUCAAUAUGAAGAACUAUAAGGGUUAUGACAAGAUGCCUUACUGCGAACCACACUACCCGAAAACUGUUGCCUCUGUCGUGACGGAUACUCCCGAAAUGAGACGUGUAGCCGAGAAUACGAAAAAUCAAAGUCAAGUCCAGUAUCAUGCCGCCUAUGAAAAAACUAAGGGCACAAAAAUCGAGAUAGCUGACGAUCCAGAGAUGGAACGACAUCGGAAAAAUAUGCAUGCACAAUCACAAAUUGCCUAUAGUGGAGAGUUAGACAAAAAGAAAAAAAUGGAAGAAAUUCGCCCAGCAUUCGCACCUGCUGAAGCAGCCGUGCAACAACCGCAGGAGCAACGUGUCGUAGGCAGUAUCGCAGACUAUGAUCCUUUGAAUGGAAGUUGGGGUACCGCGGUGCAGUCCCGAACCAGUGAGAAAAUCAUCCCGGAGGUCCGGUACUGUGUCGAUUUUACAGAAGGAGUGAGUGGUCGGAGCGUGCCAUCUGCUGUGUCUCCAGCGAAGUCUCAAGUUAAGAGUGGUGGAGGUGAAUUUGUUGUGAAAGCCAUGUACGAUUACACUGCUGCUGACAAAGAUGAGGUUUCUUUUUUGGAAGGCGACAUUAUUGUGAACUGUGAGAAGGUUGAUGAUGGCUGGAUGACUGGGACUGUUCAGCGCACUUUAGAAUGGGGAAUGCUUCCGGCGAACUAUGUGCAACCGCACAAAUUACCAACUGGAUUGGCUAGAAUUAAGUAG
Angiostrongylus costaricensis is the source of this 858-nucleotide messenger RNA. The record is from the annotation of a GenBank genome assembly. Lineage: Eukaryota; Metazoa; Nematoda; Chromadorea; Rhabditida; Metastrongylidae.